AAAACUAAAAAAUAUCUCCUCUAAAAAUAAUUCUUUUAAUUAAAUUUAGACAUAAGAAAUGCGAAAUUUAGUCGUACGAUAGUAGUGAGAUAGUUGAAGGAUAUAAUCCAUACUGAAAAAUGUCAAAAAUAGAAGAUGUUCUAUUGGCGGUUCCUGAAGUUAAACAUAAGAAAAAUGAUGGAACGCUGUAUAUUAUGAAGGAACGGAUUGCAUUCAUUGUAGAGAACAGGGAAACCUGUCUCGCUUCUCACAGUUUCUAUGACAUUAAAAUGCAAAAAAUCUCACCGGAAGGAAAGCCCAAGAUACAACUGCAAGUUGUUCUGCAUGAUGGCAAUAGUUCAACUUUCCAUUUCGUCAAUAGAAAAGGUCAACAACAACAAAUUGCUGAUCGCGAGAAAGUCAAAGAUUUAGUGCAAAAAUUAUUGCCAAACUUCAAAAGAAAAAUUGACUCUGAAUUAGAGGAAAAGAAUCGUGUGUUAACAGAAAAUCCAAAACUAUUACAACUCUACAAAGAUUUGGUUAUUUCUCAGAUUUUAACUUCAGAAGAAUUCUGGAAGAUUCACGGAAAAGAUUUACAAAAUCUAAAAGGCAACACGAACAAGCAGGAAAUUGGUGUGUCGGGUGCUUUUCUGUCAGAAAUAAAACCAGUCACUGAUGGCUGUAAUGGAUUCAAGUAUAACUUAACAGGUGAAAUCAUAGAAUGUAUUUUCAAAGCAUAUCCGGCUGUAAAAAAGAAACAUAUGGAAUGUGUUCCCCUAAAAUUAAGCGAAUCAGAAUUCUGGACGCGAUUUUUUCAAUCACAUUAUUUCCAUCGUGAUCGAAUCACCGCAGGCUUAAAAGACAUUUUUGUAGAGUGCGGGAAAAUGGACGAUAGCACUUUAAGAAAGGAAAUUAGAAGUAACUUGGGUGAUCCUUUCCUUGACUUAGGAAAAUUUGGAGACAAUACAAUUGAAGAAGGUUUCUGCAGUUCCAAUACAAACGACCAGAAAACUGAUAGUGGAGGCGGAAACAUUGUUCAUCAAUCAAUCAUCAAGCGAUUUAAUCAACAUUCUUUCAUGGUACUUAAAACGUGUCAAGAGAAAGCAGUUGAAGUUAUAAACGAUGAUAGUAAUAAAAAUGAUGAGAAAGAAAAGAAAUUAAAUGGAUCAUCAGAAUCUAAAAAGAAAAGAAAAACCAUUGAAGUAAUAGAGGAAGUGCCUCCAACAAUAGAGGAACUUGCUGAGCAACAGUUGAAAAAGAAACAAAAAAUUGUUGAAAAAAUUCAAUAUGAUGAUUUAGGUAAUGAUGAAGUUGAUAGUUCACUUCCAGUUUCAUCAAAUGCUCUCAAUCUCGAACGUCUCGAAAGAUAUUUAUAUGGACCCACACCAUCGUCAUCAACAGUGACAAGUGAAAGAGUUAACAAAGUCCAAGAAUAUUCACCAGACGCUGUUGAUCAUAUGCUUCGUAAUAAUGCUAAAGAUUGGGGACAACGAGUUCCACAUACACAAAUUAUAAAUCCAACUCAGGCAGUUAAUGCACUUGGCGACUUAAGUCCAGGUGGCUUACUUAUGCGAGGCUAUCAAGAUCACAACUUAUCGCAAUUCGUGCCAAUCGAUUUUGAAAAAGAGGUGAACAAUUUAUAUUUAUCAGCAUGUGAAUUACUGAAAGAAUUCUGGUCGUGUUUUCCCCUUACGACACCUGAACUCGAGGCCAAAGCUGUUAAAAUGCAUGACACUCUGCAAAGAUUCAACAUGUCAAAAGUGAAGCCAUUUGAAGACAGAGCUAUGAGAGAGUUGUCACCAUUGGGAACGCAGUUAGUGUCACAUAUUAAUCUUCUUAUUGAAACCUCUUUUAUCAAGUUCAAUAAAUCAAAGAAAAAUCAAACGAUGCCAACAGACGUACCAUCAGAAACUUCUUUUGAUGACUUUCUUUGUAAUCAGGCAAAAACCGAAUAUCGAAUUUUAUUUGAAAUGAAACUUUUGAUGUCAGAGUUCCCGUCGGGUUCUAUUUACAUUCUCCCAAAUAAAAAUCAUUCAUUAUCUUGGGAUGGUGUAAUGUUUGUUCGUAGUGGUCCAUUUAAAAAUGGAAUUUUUCGAUUUACUUUACAUCUGGAAUCAACUUUUCCUAAUCAGAAAUUUCAUCCAACAAUCAAAUUUAUUGAUUCUAUGACUCAUCCUUUAGUCUCUCCUGACACAUUUUUGUUUGAUGCAUCACAUGCUUUUCCAACCUGGAGUGAGAAUGACCACAUUUAUGAAAUUUUAAAGUUCUUGAAGUAUGCAAUCGAGAACGUCGAUUAUUGUUGCACUCAAAUACAAAAUUGUGCGAAUCAGAAAGCAGUUGAUUUAUAUAACAGUGAUAAAUCUAAAUUUCUCGAAAUAUCUCGUGAAACGAUUACACAAAGUAUCAAAUCAGUUUUCAACUCUGAUAAUGACGACGAUAGAAACAAUCACGCAUUCUGGUUUGACAAGAGAAUCAUCGAAGAUGGUCUUCAUGAUCAGAUUAUUGAAAACAUGAAAAACUCUUCAGAUUCUUGUGAAAAUUUAACAUUUUCAUUAGAUAGACGAGGCUAACAAAAGGCUAAAAAUAAAAAGAAAACUCAGCCCUAAAAAUAUUCAUAAUUAAAGCAAUGACAACAUGUGAUUGAUGAAAUUUAUUUAAUAUUAAAGAAAAAUAAAAUAAUUAAACUAUUCUUAAAAAAAUAAGCUUGUAAAUAAUUUGUUAUAAGCAAGAAUUUCCCCAACAUCCACACCAAGGAAUCUUUUUUGACUCGCCAUAAGAUGUAAUGGAAAUUCUCCGUUUUCCUGAUUUCACACUCAAACUUGUUGAUGAUUCUCUUGAUGAUGCAAGACUAUUGCUGUAUCUUUCAGAAACUGAAGUUCCACCUUGAUCAUCACCAUGACCACCAAAACUAUCAGAACGCGAUCUUUUCUUGAAUGAACUUGACGAUCUGUUUGAUUCUCUUCGUUGAACUUUUGCAUUUGGAUCGUGACAAAUCUGUCGAUGAUUUUUAUGUCGUGAUGAAUUCUUGAAUGAUAUUUCGAUUAAUGAAAAUUUAAA
Molecule: messenger RNA, 3036 nt
Organism: Clunio marinus
Lineage: Eukaryota; Metazoa; Arthropoda; Insecta; Diptera; Chironomidae
Source: the annotation of a GenBank genome assembly